CCCGCCGCUCCCAGCGCCACUGGGCCGAGUUCGCCCUGCCCGGGGCCGCCGGCUGCUUCCGCUGCCGGUACCGGAGCCACAACGGCAGCGCCUGGCUGGAGUCGGAGCUGAGCCCCGGCACCGGCGGCUCCGAUUUGGGCGAUGCCGAGUGUCAGCCGAGCACGGGCACCGGCACCACCGCGGCACCCGCAGCCACGGCCGGGACCCCGCGGAACGGCACCGGGACCCCGCGGAACGGCACCGGGACCCCGCGGAACGGCACCGAUCCUCCCUGGGUCCUCCCGGUCUCGGUCGGUGUCGCCUUCCCGGGGCUGCUGCUGCUGCUGGGGGCUGCGACCGCGGCCGGGCGAGGCGUCCGGCGGCGGCGCGCACAGAGCCCCACGGUGCCGGCCCCGAGCUUCCCCUUGGCCCCCGCGCCGACGCCGCCGUGCCCGUGAGGGGUCCCGGGAGUCCCGGUGAGGACACGGAGCCGGGAGCGCGUCCUGGUGUCCCCACGGAUCGAGGCUGGCCCUGGAUCCGGUCACCGGGAGCCCUCCGGGAGGAACCCCCGCCCCCUCCGGUGCUGCCGGGGCUCCCCCGGACUCUCGGCUGCCAAUAAAGGUGUUCGUCUCCAGCGCUGCCGCAUUCCCGGUGUCCCAUUCCCAUUCCCGUUCCCAUUCCCGUUCCCGGUGUCCCGUUCCCAUUCCCGUUCCCGGUGUCCCGUUCCCGUUCCC
This is a messenger RNA of Camarhynchus parvulus, 713 nucleotides long. RefSeq names its product translation initiation factor IF-2-like. Bases 142 to 459 code for a protein of 105 amino acids. The transcript has 5 exons. Lineage: Eukaryota; Metazoa; Chordata; Aves; Passeriformes; Thraupidae. The record is from RefSeq and is a predicted model, not a curated record.